CAUGUCCCCGCCCCUCGCUUUGCAUGUCCCCGCCCACGCGGCGCGGCGCGGGCGCGCAGUCGGCGGCGGCCAUGGCUCCGAGCGCGCAGGCGGGGGCCGGCCGCGGGCAGGGCCCGGCCGCGGGGAUCCGCCACGGCAUCCGCGCCGUGCUGCUGGGCCCGCCCGGAGCCGGCAAGGGCACGCAGGCCCCGAAGCUGGCCGAGACCUACUGCGUGUGCCACCUGGCUACCGGCGACAUGCUGCGGGCCAUGGUGGCCUCGGGCUCCGAGCUGGGCAAGCGGCUCAAGGAGACGAUGGAUUCGGGGAAGCUGGUGAGUGAUGAGAUGGUGGUGGAGCUGAUUGAGAACAACCUGGACUCGCCUCCCUGCAAGAAUGGGUUCCUCCUGGACGGCUUCCCACGCACAGUGAAACAGGCAGAGAUGCUGGAUGAGCUCCUGGAGAAGAGGAGAGAGAAGCUCGACUCCGUCAUUGAGUUCAGCAUCCCCGACUCCUUGCUGAUCCGGAGGAUCACGGGCCGGCUGAUUCACCCAGCGAGUGGCCGCUCGUAUCACGAGGAGUUCAGACCCCCGAAAGAGCACAUGAAGGACGAUGUCACUGGAGAGCCCCUGAUCCGCCGCUCGGACGAUAACGAAACGGCCCUGAAAACCCGCCUGAAGGCCUAUCACACCCAGACCUCCCCCCUGGUGUCCUACUACAGCAAGAGAGGGAUCCAUACGGCCGUGGAUGCCUCCCAGUCUCCCGACGUGGUGUUUGCCAGCAUCCUGGCAGCCUUCACGAAAGCAACAUGUAAAGACCUGGUUAUGUUCAUUUAAGGCUCCGUCCCAGGAUGGGGUUCUCCUUUUUUACGUUUUCCUGUCUCUUUCUCUUUCUCUGUCUCUCUGGGGCCAAGGAGGGUGAAGAGCUGAGCAGAGUAGAAGGGGAAAGGAUGAGGUGAUGCAGCCCAAGGCAGGGCUGUGCUAGUUCUCCAGUUUAAUUAAACGAGCUGUUAACGGUAUCGAUGGUAUCGAUGUGGCUAUACGUGAAGUCGGUCUGCGUGUAGAUGUUGGGAUCUUGGCCUCUAGAGGCCGCAGCGAGCCCAGGCUCCACUUGCCGAAAUGGGCUCUGCACUCCUUUGGGUCAAAAAGCCUUUGUUUCGUCCUAGGAAUGCACCUCCCUGGAAGGAGCUGUACUUCCAGCUCCUCCCAGCUACCCCACAGGGGCCUUGGAGAAGGUUGGGGAUGUGGGGGAAGGAUUUCCCAGGAGAUGUGAAGCUGCAGGAUUGAAACCUGGGGUUGCUCUGGGUGUGUUGCUGUGGGAGCAGCCUGAGGGACAGCCUGGCUGCUGCUCGGGGCUGGGUGAUGAUGUGUUCUCCUUGUACGUGUUUUAUUCCCUGUGGGGUACCAGGUUCCUGUUCUGAUGGCACCUGGGGGGGCAGAAAGAGGGUGGGGGGUUUCAACCAUUAUUUAUUUGUGGGAUUUAUAGCAAAUUAGUGAGAUGCUUCUUGCUCUUUUUAAUGUGAAAUCUGUGGUCAGAGUCUGACAGUUACUGUGUGGCAGGUUGGGAUGUCCUGAGGAUAAGAAAAGGACUUGGGUUUGAACUCUUCACUUUUGCCUUGGUUUUGACCAAGGAGAGGAAGAUGCGCUGAGCUUCUCCUGAUCCCAAAGUCUAAAUAUAAUAAAGCCUUAUUGCAAAACAAA
Taeniopygia guttata (zebra finch) is the source of this 1676-nucleotide messenger RNA. It is a transcript of the gene AK2, whose product is annotated as adenylate kinase 2. Gene Ontology annotation, molecular function: AMP kinase activity; ATP binding. Gene Ontology annotation, biological process: ADP biosynthetic process. Lineage: Eukaryota; Metazoa; Chordata; Aves; Passeriformes; Estrildidae. The record is from RefSeq and is a predicted model, not a curated record.